Molecule: messenger RNA, 2705 nt
Organism: Hevea brasiliensis (rubber tree)
Lineage: Eukaryota; Viridiplantae; Streptophyta; Magnoliopsida; Malpighiales; Euphorbiaceae
Product: rhamnogalacturonan I rhamnosyltransferase 1
Exons: 8
Coding region: 709-2256 (515 amino acids)
Cellular component (GO): cytoplasm
Source: RefSeq, a predicted model, not a curated record
AGAGUCAACACGUAACCUGCUGUCAACCGUAACCAUGGUUUGUUAUGAGAAGGGAAAAAACAGGGUGGGAGUACCGGGCGUGAUCAAGCGGUGUGCUCACACCUAUAGCUUUUAUCUCGGCCACAACGCGUUCUGCGUCUCGUUGUAAUAACUCUCUUUCUCUCUUGCUGUCUUUUUCUGUCUGUAUGCUUUUGUGAACGCCGGCUACACUUUCGGGCGGCUUUUUCGCAAUCUACCUCGCCGGGAGAUUGAUGAGAUCCUCAAGGAGUCUGAGGUCGCUUUGAUUAAGAUUUGUUCCUCUUUUUUUUUUUUUAAUUCUUUCCGAGUUUUGGAUUGGUGGAGUUUGAAGCUGAUGAUUUGGGGUAAUGAGAGAGUAAACAAAACUUCUUAGAGGUAAAUUGGGGAAGGAAUUUGAGAAUUCGACGAGGAAUCGAGUUAUCAUUUGAUGCGUUAGAUAAGGAUUUGUCUUUUUCUUGUUUUUUUCCCCCCCUUGAUCUGGUUUGGUUCUAUUUUUGGCAAUUUUGGAUCUUGAAGAUUCUAAUAGGAAAAAUAGCUGAACAAGCAAAGCUUUACAUUUUCCUGCUUGAUUCGAUUUCAUUCAUCGCAAAGGAAGGCUAUCUGUUGCCGUUACGGAUCGUACAUUGUUCAAAAUUUGAGAGAAGUAUUAACGACUUGUCGUUUGGAAAGGAUAGUGCAAAAUGGAGAGAAAUGUGCAGGAUAGAAAGGAGUGAGAGAAAGAGUGGUGAAAUUGGGAAGAGAAGAGAAAGAGAGAAGGGGAUGGGAAUGGUAAACGGAAUGGUGAAAGGAGUAGAGAAGGUGAAGAGUAUAUCGAGAUCAAAAAUGAAGAUGUGGAUGAUACGCGCCACCACGUCGGUGUUGUUGUGGACAUGUGUCGUUCAAUUGACGACGAUCGGUGAGAUGUGGGGACCUAGGGUUUUGAAAGGAUGGCCCUCUUGUUUCUCGCAUGAAUCUGCUGCCGUCCUGGAGGAGAAAGUUCUCGCUGUGCCUGCUCGAGUGCUUCCACCGAAGAGAGCUUACAAGAACAAUGGCUACCUCAUGGUUUCAUGCAAUGGAGGUCUUAAUCAAAUGAGAGCUGCGAUAUGUGAUAUGGUCGCUAUUGCAAGAUAUUUGAAUGUAACACUUAUAGUUCCCGAGCUUGAUAAAACUUCCUUUUGGGCUGACCCCAGUGAGUUUCAAGAUAUAUUUGAUGUAGAACAUUUCAUUACAUCAUUGAGAGAUGAGGUUCGGAUAUUGAAAGAAUUGCCUCCUAGGUUGAAGAGGAGAAUGGAGCUAGGGAUGACUUAUACCAUGGCACCUGUUAGUUGGUCUGAUAUAUCUUAUUAUCAUAACCAGAUUCUUCCUUUGAUACAGAAGUACAAAGUUUUACAUCUUAAUAGAACAGAUGCUCGGCUUGCCAAUAAUCAUCAACCUCUGGAGAUUCAGAAAUUGCGCUGUCGUGUAAAUUUUAGUGCUCUGAGAUUUACUUCUCAGAUAGAGGAGUUGGGUAAAAGAGUUAUAAAUCUUCUUAGGCAAAAUGGUCCAUUUUUAGUACUUCACCUCAGAUAUGAAAUGGACAUGUUGGCCUUCUCUGGUUGUAGUCAAGGUUGCAACAAUGAGGAGGUAGAAGAAUUGACAAGAAUGAGAUAUGCUUAUCCUUGGUGGAAAGAGAAAAUAAUAAAUUCUGACUUGAAAAGGAAAGAUGGGUUGUGCCCUUUGACACCAGGGGAAACAACCCUUACAUUGAGGGCAUUGGACAUAGAUCCAAAUAUGCAGAUCUAUAUUGCAGCGGGUGAGAUAUAUGGUGGAGAAAGGAGAAUGGCAAGUCUUGCAGCAGCUUAUCCAAAACUGGUCAGAAAGGAAACUCUGUUGGAAUCAUCAGACCUUAGAUUUUUCCAGAAUCACUCAUCCCAGAUGGCAGCUUUAGAUUAUCUUGUUUCAUUGGAAAGUGAUAUUUUUGUCCCCACAUACGACGGAAACAUGGCUAAAGUUGUUGAAGGCCAUAGACGGUUCCUUGGGUUCAAGAAGACAAUUUUACUGGACAGAAGGCUUUUGGUUGAUCUGAUAGACAGGUUCAACAAUGGAUCACUGAGUUGGGAUGAGUUCUCUUCUGCUGUAAAAGAAUCACAUGCAAAUCGGAUGGGGAACCCAGUAAAUAGGUUGGUGAUUCCAGACAGGCCAAAAGAGGAGGAUUAUUUCUAUUCCAACCCUGAGGAGUGUUUACAGCCUUCAGAGAAUCCCUGGGAUCCUUCAAGUUGACAAUUAUUUAGGAGAUUGUGAUGUUUAUCUAAGCCUUCACCACCGUCCUAGUGAUUUUACCACAGAUAAAAGGAUAGCUCACUUCUCAACACAGGAGUUAAUAGUGAUAACGGAAGAUUUUGUGAUGAGGAGGCAAUGAAGAAGUUAAUAUGGGUUGGUAAACUUGAAGAAAGCCUGAGAUGAUCUACGGAAGCGGUUAUGGGACGUUAUCAUCUUUAUUAUAUGCCAAUAUCCAAUUCGUGUAUAGAAAGCUACCCUGCCAUUACAGGGUGAUGUGAAAGCAACAAAAAUCGGUUUGUACACGGAGGGAUGCAAAUAUAGAUGUGGUGGCCUCAAGGAAGGUUACUCCUUCAUCCUUCCAUUUAUUUUUUUCUUGGUUGGUUCAUGAUAUUGUGAAGUUUCUAGCAAAUAUCAUAUAUUAAAAAAAAUUAUUAUUCUUAUACUGCUCA